UUUAUGGUUCUCCAUUGAGGCUCCUUCUGAUAUUUCUACCUUUCAUUGAAGCUACUACUAAGGUAAUAUUAUGGUUUCUUUUUAUAAUUAUAUCGAAUAUCAAUUUUACAAUCUACUUUAGGGAUGACCGAUGAUUGAUUUUCAGUAUACUCAAUUUAGGUCCUUUUAAAAUCGAUUAUCUAUUGAACUAUGGUUUGUAAUUACUAAAGUCGGUAUUGUUUCUAGAGAAAAACAAAAAAGCUGAACGAAGGAAUUGAAAGGAAAAAAAAACAAACACUCUUCUCUCUCUUCGAUUAUUUCAAACGGACUCUCGGAUUUCGCCAUUCGCCUGCCGUCGAUCGCCCCGCCCCGACGGCCGCCGCACCAUCCAGCCACCUCCGCCCGCACAGCCGUACUCCACUCCUACAGCCUUGUUGCGUGCCCUUUGACUCUUCUAGACUAAAUUCUUAAGUUUACCCCAUAUACAAUAUCUACGAGUAAGAAGAAAUGGGUAGAUGUUGAACACCCAGAAUAUGUCGAGUUUAUGAAAAGUAUCGCGGAAGAUGAUUCAGAUCCUUGGUAUGUUGAACGCGCCAAGGAAAUACUGGAAUCAGAUUAUUGUGAGCCUCGUAAUCCUCAUAUUCCAGCAUCUCCUUUGUUCGAGUUGUCGUCUAUCAAAAUCUCCAGGAACUUGUUUCUAGAUAUGGAUGUGAGAAAGGGAUAUGUUAAUGAUGUUCGGGGACUCAAAUUUGGUGUUGUAAUUGAAUUCUAUGGUCAUAUUAGAUUGGUUGAUGACAAUGGAAAUGUGUUUACCCUCUUCAAGUUAGAUCGCAAAGAUGCCAAAACCAUGGUUUUGGAAGAUACUUUCUCGCUCAUUCUUCGAAAAUCUCAACUAGGUACCCCUCGAUGUCUUCCAAAACACCUUGGGCUACAUAUUUUACUCAAAGAUAGGAUCCGAGAUGUUGUAUUCUGUGAAGAUUGGGCGUUCUUAUAUUUCUCUGAGGGUGAUUGUAACGACUUAAUGCUAGACACAACCUAUUUCAGUGAUCCUAUUCCUGAAAGCCCCUUUAGAAGUGCCCUUAAAAUAAGCUGCACAAUAUCAUAUUGUGCAUUACUUGCUUGUGUAAGUGUUACUUUUCUUAGUGUUGUAAGUGGAAGUGAUCAAAUUGAUUCCGAGGAAGUGAAAUUGAAACUUGGAGCAUCAAUUAUACUUGGGAAUAGGAAAGUGUUCCAUGAGCUUCUUGACGAGUCUUUGAAUUUAAAAUUUGGGGUUUCUACUGAGUUGUGUGUGUUAGCUGUGCCAGCAUACUCGCCAUUACAAAUCUUAGCUGAUUUGAAAUUCGAUGGUGAAGAGACUAUUGUAAGUGAAUUGGAAUUCAUUCCAGUGGAUACACGUUAUGGGGACGAGUAUGAAAAGGAAAUUGUUGGGCAAAAAUGUAAGAUGUUAGUGAAUGUGACUUGGAAGCAUGCUUUCGAUAAGCUACCAGAAAACUAUCUUCGAGAGUGGAAUGAUGCUCCUAGUGAUGAUGAAAGUGAAGAAUUAGAUUGGAAAGAAGGGAGUAGUUUUGAGGAGAAACAAAAAAGUCUUGAGGAGCUCAUGGAGAUGACAUCCAAGGAAACUGGUGUUUAUAUUCAACCACAGCUACAAUCAUUGUGCGAUAAAAAGUGGCUCACAAAUUCCUGCCCCGAAGAGCUUGUGGAGUUAUUUUGUGUUUCCAUUUGUUCUUUUGAUGACUUAGGUGAUGUUUUGAGUCUCACCGGAGAAAUGGAUGCAUAUGAAAUCACUGAAAUCAAGAAUUGCUUUAGUGUACACGAGUUGGAAGUUGGCAUCUUAUAUCCGCAACUAUCUCAAUAUUGUAUCACAGCUCCUAACUUUGGUAUGUUUUUUGAUUUGGAGGAUGCUAAAGGUCAUCAAAUCAGCAGAGGAUUUUUGGAAUAUAGUGAAAGGAUUCUGCCCGAGUAUAAUAGACGUUUGUGCUCUAUAGUUCCGGGUAAACACGGUUAUGCGGCCGCAUAUUAUACAGUAUUUCAGGAUGCAACACAAGCUAGAGUAAAAUUUACAUUAUUGACGCCUGAGAAAGGAGGUGAAUGUCGUGUUUGUGGGAGUAUUAAUGGUAGGUAUAGCAACUACAAUUACUCCACCAACUAUGAGAAGAACUACUUUCAAAGUAUUCUUUAUGAAAAGGGCAAGUCUGUGUUGGUAAAGGGUGGUGAUGAACUACCUUUGAGAAAAUCUGUGAUUGCUGUGCCAUCAAUUGCUUCACUUAUUUUAAAAGUUGAUUUGAGUAUUUUGGUUAAGGGUGAGUGUGUUGAAACAAUAAGGGGUAAGGUAUCAUUCAAGCCUCGAGAUUGUGAUACCGAAGAUCUCAAUGAGCAACAGAUAAUCAACGGGUUGAAUUCAUCGUCAACCUAUUGUUUAUUAGUCUAUGUGGUAUGGGGUUAUCAAGAAUUUGUCCAGAAAUUUGAUAAUUGUAGCAUUUCUUCUUAGCAACAAUUUCACCUCUAUUGUUGUUAUUAGUGUCUUCUAUAUGAUAUCAAUGACUUAUUACAAGUUUUAUUUAUGUACUAUAAUUUUCUUAUUCUAGUUGCAGUUGGAUUAUCAAUAUUUGUGUUAUAAUUUUUUUUUGUUUGUUCACUAUGUUUUUAUUGUACGAAUUAUGCGUUAGAAUGGUAGAUGAAGACCUAAUUGAUGUGGGUUACCCCGUACCCCGUAUCAGAGUUUUCUUCGUCUAAAUUUGUAAGGAAUGACCCCUAACCAAAGCCCCAGUUCAUAGGGUGGUUAAAGUUGAAUGUUUUUUUUUUUUUUUGACAUGAAAAGUUGAAUGUUCCAAGUGCUUGAAAUGUUAUAAAACAACUUCUUCAGGUAAUGACCCACCUAACUAAACACAUACUCAACCUACUAAAAACCUUGAUUAGAUUGUACAAGCAUGCUUAAGCUUACAUGAUGAAAGAUAAUCUUUAUUUCUUUGCAAGAGUCUAAAAGUUAUUUUCAGGUUUCGGCAAGAGCAUGGUUUAUUAAGGGCUUCCAGUUAAUGGGGAAGAAAUGAUUGGUGAAGGAAGCUCAACUCAACCUUUGUUUGUUUGAUCAAGAGGUUUAAGUUUGUAGUGCCAUACUGUGAAAAGCAAUAAAAGGAUCUUAAAGUUGCUCUUCAGUUAUGAGUCGUGGGCUUCCGCAUUUAGAGACCAUAUUGUUCAUGGUCA
Molecule: messenger RNA, 3180 nt
Organism: Chenopodium quinoa (quinoa)
Lineage: Eukaryota; Viridiplantae; Streptophyta; Magnoliopsida; Caryophyllales; Amaranthaceae
Exons: 4
Coding region: 524-2467 (647 amino acids)
Source: RefSeq, a predicted model, not a curated record